CCUGAGGAGGCGGAGGCGCCGGAGGAGCCGGAGGGCCUGCCGGGUCCUGGGCUCUUUGUUAGCUCAGGGAUGACCACUGGGCAGAGUCUGGGGACCUGGCCCUGAGGGCGCCGCCAGCCAAGAUCGGCCUGUUCAGCCUGGGCUGGGCGCUGGCGGGAGGACCCGGACAGGGUGCUGGACAAGCACUCCAGGGCAGAGUGACCGGCCUGUGUGGGGACCCCCUUCGCCUGGGCCUGGACCUGAGAGGGCAAAACUCCAUCCUUGGGACCUUGAACAAGUACAAUGCAGAAUCUUACUAAUAACAAUAUCACCUAAGAUUAGAGACAUAAUCAUCUGGAGGAAAUGCUGGGAGUAUGGCUGGAUGUAGAUGUCCGAAACUCUCUACAGCAGAUGGUCUUGUUUUAGGGGCUAUGCAGAUUAUGCUCGGCAUCUUUCAUGUUUUCAUGUGGUAUUUCCUAUUCGUCUUGUAUAUGGGACAAAUAAAAGGAGUCUUUGGGAAGUAUGAACCUAUAACUUACAAAACAGGAUGUUCUUUAUGGGGAAUUAUUUUUAUCAUUUCAGGAGUGUCCAUAAUAAGAGCAACAAAAUAUCCAAAUCAAAGACUGAUUACAUGUGCUUUGGUCACGAGCAUCCUGUGCAUAGUUACUGCAAUUGCUGCGACAGUUAUAACAAUAAUGGAGUUGGUUAAGUUUGAGUCUGUGUCAUAUAGGAAUUAUGGACAAGCGAAACUUGGGAGGGAAGUUUCAGCUAUUUUACUGUCCACCUACCCCCUGGAAGUUUCUAUUGCACUUGCAUACUCGAUCUUUGGCUGUAUUGGUUUGAGUCGUGGUAAUGAAGAUACUCUUUCAACUGUUACUAUAGAAGAAGCUGAGAGCCCUCUUUAGAAACUUUAGAAAUGUGAGAGUUUUUCCUGGUGCUCAUACCUGAUGGGGCCCUAAUGAUAUUUCUGCAUAACAAAGCUGCUACAAAGCCCACAGAUUUUGUGCAAAGGAAAAUACAAAACAAAUUGGAUUUUUCCUCUAAGUAUUCGAGAAAUCUCUCCAGAGAUAUUUUUGUAGGCUCCUACUGGAAAGCUUUUCCCUAUUUACAUAUGCUAUUAUUACAAGGAAGAAUUUAUGUUCUAGGUACUCUGAGUAGCUGUCAACUCUCCCUAAUGGAGCUUUUGUAAGAGACCAUAAAAAAAGAUUUGUGAUUGUCUCUAGAGUUCAGGCUACAAAGACUUGGAGCAUAAUAUUAUAUAAUUCUGAGGAAAACGUUAAAUAAUUUAUGUCCCUACAAGUAAAGAAUACAUUUCAGUCUGAGUUCUUCUGCCUGAGCUGGCUCCUACCUGAACAAAGUGUGACUCAAAAGGCAUCCAUUCAUAGUCCCUUCAUUGUUCUUCUCUGACUGCUCCUCUCCUCAUUAAAGUUCCUUUCUGCCCUGAAA
This is a messenger RNA of Equus caballus (horse), 1425 nucleotides long. It is a transcript of the gene MS4A13, whose product is annotated as membrane spanning 4-domains A13. Gene Ontology annotation, cellular component: membrane. The record is from RefSeq and is a predicted model, not a curated record. Lineage: Eukaryota; Metazoa; Chordata; Mammalia; Perissodactyla; Equidae.